CCCGCCCCGCGGCGGCGGCCAAUGCGAGCGGGGCAGCCGCUGACGACAGAGCGGCUGGGCGCGCGGGAGGGCGGCUGGUCCGUCAGUUGGUGGCCGGAGGCGGCCGCAGCGGUCGGGCCUGGCUUGUCGCUCUGCCGCGGCGGCAGGAAGAGUGGAGGUCGCGCCAUGUCGCGACUCAGCCCGCAGGAGGAGAACUUGCAGGGUUCCUGGGUGGAACUCCACUUCAGCAGUAAUGGAAACGGCAGUGGAAGCACUGGCACUCUGACGAGUCAAGAGCAAGUACCAGCCUCUAUUUCCAUUCACAAUGGUGACAUGGAGAAAAUACUCCUUGAUGCUCAACAUGAAUCUGGAAGAAGCAGUUCAAGAGAAAGUUCACAUUGCGACAGCCCUCCUCGUUCCCAGACACCUCAGGACAGUCACAGAGCCUUGGAAAUAGAGAGCCACAGCAGUGGAGAAAAGAAUAGCUUUCAGUCUGAAGAAGAUUUUCUUGAAAGGAGGAAAGAAGUAGAAAGGCUCCUGAAGAAGAAUGCAGAUUGGAUAUGGGAUUGGUCCAGCAGGCCAGAGAACAUCCCGCCAAAGGAAUUCCUUUUUAAACAUCCCAGGCGCACAGCUACUCUCAGCAUGAGAAAUACCAGUGUAAUGAAGAAAGGGGGGAUAUUCUCAGCAGAAUUUUUGAAGGUUUUUCUUCCAUCUUUGCUUCUUUCUCAUUUGCUUGCCAUUGGGUUAGGGAUUUACAUUGGAAGACGCCUUACAACCACAGCUUCAAGCAGUACGUUUUAAAGUCACCUGAAAUCUUAGUUUCAAAGCAAAGAAGAUACCCGGGAAUACAGGAGGUGAAGAGCAGAAACAUCUAAGCUAGCCACGACUGCGUGAUCAGCAUGUACUUGUUGUGUAAAUGUUGUGUUCGUAGUUUAAUAAAAAUGGGAAGAGACACUAAAGCUAAUGUUACCAUAUAUUGUCUUCUGGAUCAAUUCAUACAGCAUGUUUCAGAUGCAUUAACAUCUGUUAUAUUGCUUUGUAGUGAAGUAUCUUUGAAAGUUAGGAGAACUUGAUGUUUAAAACCAGUCCUAGCUUUAAUAUAGCACUUGUGAUUCAGCUAGGUAUUCAUCUAAACUGCUCUUUGUACUUCAUAGAUGUGAAUAUUUGUCACUGCUGCUGCUAGUCAUGACACUAAGGGAUUAGCCCAAAACAAUGUGUGGCCUUACGUAUCAUAUACAGGAAUUCAGAGAAGCUUUUACCUCACUUGGGACAGUUUGUUCCGUAUGUGGAUUUUGCUUGGCGCUCUCUCACUUUUGGGAGAGAUGUGCAAUGUUAAUGUUGAUAGAUGCCAUCAGCUGGAAGAAAUUAAGAGUAUGAGUAAAACUUCUAUCAGUUUUUACUAGCUCAAAGAGUGAUGCACAACAGCCUCAAUUAAAAUUUGGACUUUAGUGCCUAAGAAAUAGCUUCUUUUGCAAAGACAUUUAAUUCCCCAAUUAAUAGACGUUCCUGCUGUUGUAUCUACUUGCAGACUAUUGCUUCUCAGUCUUUAUCUGUGAAAUAAUAUAUUUGCAUCUUAUUUGCCUCAUCCUUGUAUAGAUUUUAAAAAGGGUUGCUUGCUUAUUUGUUUUUACUAAUGGAAUGCCUUUUCAUUCAGUGAUUUUACCCUAUUUAAUGAGAAGAAAAUGAAUGUAUGCCAAAAUAUUUUAUAUAUUUAAAUAAAAAGGUUCCUUGUGGACUCCGAGUUUUCUCGUUCCUUUUUCUUUAAUAGUUGUUGAGGUGAAAGUGGCUGACAAGGCUCUUUGCCUUUCAACAAGUGUUUCACGCUGUUUACUUGCAUAACUUAACAAAUUUAAUUUCUGUAGAAGAAGCUUCAUUGCUUAUUGUUAAAUUUGAAUAUGGCUAAGCUGUCAGUAGAAGUCACUCAGUAAACAGAAACUUGCUGAACUUGCAAAAACGGUUUCUAGUUUGUACUGUCACCAUCAUUUAAAAAUAAAUUUGCUUUCUACUUUA
Molecule: messenger RNA, 1989 nt
Organism: Falco peregrinus (peregrine falcon)
Lineage: Eukaryota; Metazoa; Chordata; Aves; Falconiformes; Falconidae
Gene: BNIP3
Product: BCL2 interacting protein 3
Exons: 6
Coding region: 22-780 (252 amino acids)
Biological process (GO): mitochondrial outer membrane permeabilization; positive regulation of apoptotic process
Cellular component (GO): mitochondrial outer membrane; mitochondrial envelope; nucleus
Source: RefSeq, a predicted model, not a curated record